AUGGACUGGCUCGACAACCUCAAGCGAGCAGAGAUUGUGAGAUUGUGUAAACAACACGGGGUUAAGGUUCAGGGAAAGAACACCGAUCUGGUGGCGAAGUUGAGACCGCUGGUCGUCGGACCGCAGGAGAUGCAGGAAGUGCAGGACCAGGACCAGGAAUGGGAGGUACUUGAUGGUGAUUCUCCUUCUUUACCGAGAGCAAGGACCAUCGAAGUUCUUCCCACGCUGUUCACAGGCACCCAGACAACAACAUUGAUACCCAAAUCGUCGAGUUUAGGAACAGGGAUUUUGAAGUUGGCUAUGGGUAUCAAGCGGGGAUCGGGACGUUCCACACACGCAGAGUUGGCGGAUUUCAAGCCUUCCCUGCCAAAUGAUAGCCUGGAGACGCUCCUCCUCCCGCGUGCACCAGAUGCACAGAGUAUCAACACCAACACCAACAUCGACGGCAGUAUGAUGCAAGUCGACGAGCUCGGACCUCUCCCCGCUCCUCAAUUCGCCAAUACCGAUUCUCCAGCGCAAACAAUCCGACUUGUCUCCUCCCAACGUGCUCAAGACAGUCCCGCUCGGGAAGACCAAAGCCACCAGCUCCUGAGCUCUAUGUUCCCCGUCUUGCCCGAGACCCUCAGGGAGGAAGUGGAUGACGUUCCUCGCAUGUACCCUCCUUUGGACCCAGAGUUACCGGGCGCCUUCCCCGCCCAUGCGGACCAGCAUUCCGUGUUCCCGUCCCCGCGUAGGCUGCACAAGCCAACUGACCCACUCCCCUCCCCCUACAAGCCUGGACAAGGUUAUACGCCCCCUCCCGCGCCCGCGCAGGAGGCGUCAACCCCAUUCCAGUAUAUAUUCGGUUCGCCACAGAGGGGAGUAUCGAAGGCGGAGUUUACGAAAGUGACGCGAAACGUACUGGACGAGCUCAACAAGCGGGUUGUCGCAGCGGGAGGUAAAGCGGUCCCUACUAAAAGCUUUGGCGGGGACUGGGAGAGUAUCGCGGCGGUGGAAAGCGCUGGGCAAGAAGAACAGUCGAAGAAGACAAGGUUUGAGAAGAGUCAUCAGAAAGGCUUCAAUUUGAUGGACUCUAUCGCUACCCACUAUGCAGCUCGCAGGCCGGAGUCUCGUGUUGGUGUGAGGGAAGAACAACCACAAGCUCAGAAGAAACGCAAGUCUACCCAUCCGAUCUCUGCUCCUUCUCGCGCGCCUACUGGUUCUACGACAGCAGGAGCGGCUAAACGGAGCGAAGAUGGAGAAGAGGACGAAGGCGCGCAAAGGGCCAAAAGGCGGAAGAUGCAGGAAGGGACUAGCGAAGCACCAACCGCUGUCCCGGGAGGGAAAGCGGAAGUCUGGGUGAGGGUGAGGGACACCCCUGCUCAGAGGAGGAAGUUAGACUCGGCUCUCAGGAGGCGGUCGUUAACUCGCCGGCCGAGCCUGCCUCGCUUGCCGGUGGACCUUUUGUCGACUACCGGAGGGGGUACGGGCACUACGGCUGGGACGGGAACAGCGACGACGGCUGCACCUGGGAAACCGACUUUCUUAGGCCGGACCGCGAACGCUUUCAAAGGUGUUUUCUCCACCGGCCCAGUUAGCACAGUCGCCGGGACAACGGUAAAGGCAGGGAUGAAAGUGAUGCCUGUACCUCCCGCGCCGAGGAUGUUGAACCUCCUAGAAGUGCCAGUCUCAGCGACCUCCGGGUCAGGCGGGAGUGCGCAGGGUGGUGACAAGCACGGCCAUCCCAGCAAGCAGGAGAAGAAACACGAGCCCAAGAACGUCCUUCCUCCAACUGCGCUCCCUGUACCGGUUCCGAAUGUGACGAAGAAAGGUUAUGCAGGGCUUUCGGCUGCUCAAGGUCGGCCCUUGGCCGUGGCCGGGAGGACACCGUCGGCUUCGCGCGCUGAUACAAGGCGUACCGCCAGUAACAGCUCGACUAACAGUACGGGCGCGACGAAACAGCGCAUCCCCUCCGGGCCGGUGCGGAAGGUUCCCCCCACAUUCCAUGAUAAGGGCGACAAGGAGAACAUGCCAUUUUUCCCUGCUACGCAGGUGGCUAAGAACGACGCAUUCAGGGCACAUGCUGCGAUGAAAGAGAUACAAAUGAACAAGGGCGAACGCGAACCACCUCUGACAGCCAAGAAAUCUACUCUACAUGCACCUACAAUCUCUUCUCUGGCGCGUAUGCAAGCUACGCUGCGGCCUGAAGAGCCGUUCUCCCCCUUCCGUCCCCCCACGGAGGCGCAAGCUUUCCCCACCCCAAAGACUGGCGUUCCCCGCACCCCUCUGACCAUCCGAUCUAAGCGAGGCCUGCCGACCGCCUCCGUCCCCCGCCCCGGGUCACUCAGGUUCUCCUCCCCUCUUAAGCCCUUCUUCCACCAUCUUUCUCCUGCAAAGCCUUCUCCUUCCAAAACGGGCUUGAAGCGUAAACCGAGGAUCUCGCGCGCUCACGUCAUCAGCAAGCUUAACGAGAGGCGCAAUGCUGCUGCUGCUGUUGGAACCCCAUCGCCUAGGAAACAUUCACUCGCAACUAGGACCUCCUCCAGGCGGUCUCUGGGACUCAAGGCUGCUGCCGGGCUUGCUCGUCCGAACAUGGAGCUCCAAAGAAGGGCGAAGCAGAGCGAAAUCGCCAGAAGGAAGAGUAUCAGAGCUCUCAACUCUCCUGUCAAACGGCAGGAAAUCGGUAUUGCCCUCUAG
Molecule: messenger RNA, 2676 nt
Organism: Dacryopinax primogenitus
Lineage: Eukaryota; Fungi; Basidiomycota; Dacrymycetes; Dacrymycetales; Dacrymycetaceae
Exons: 4
Coding region: 1-2676 (891 amino acids)
Source: RefSeq, a predicted model, not a curated record